Messenger RNA from Penicillium expansum, 609 nucleotides. RefSeq lists its product as uncharacterized. The transcript has a single exon. NCBI's taxonomy places the organism in Eukaryota, Fungi, Ascomycota, Eurotiomycetes, Eurotiales, Aspergillaceae. The record is from RefSeq and is a predicted model, not a curated record. The coding region runs from base 1 to 609 and encodes 202 amino acids.
AUGAUUAAUACAAAACAGCGUGACAAGGAGGCGCAUCUCUUUGAUAAAUUUCAAAAGUCACUUGAUGGUACAGCGACAGACGAUGAAGGUCAAGCGAAUACCAACAGAUGGUCCAGCAAGCCGCCAGUAGAGAGUAUGGAGCUGAGUGACAGCCAGAAUUCCACAGACGAGGCUGGACUCAUAGGUCGCAUAUUCAGACCCAAGCCCGGAUCUUGGAAAGGAAAAGACAAAUAUAACCCUUACGGUGACAUCACUAGCGAGACAGAACUCCUCCGAGAGGUCAAGGACAUAUGCAAUGAGCUUAACAUGCUGAAAUAUCUGGCCCUAGACCAGGAAAGUGUGUGGAAGCGAAUUUGGAAAGACGGAUGCAACCAAGAUCCUACGUUUAACCACAACACACCUUCUGAGGUCAAGAAAGAGAUCACGGAAAUGGUAAAAGAGGCGGAAUUUGUACAAAAGGCCAUUGACAUGCUGCUCGACUUAAAGCAGAAGCAAGCGAAUAUCGUCGAAGCUGAGUUCUCACGAAAGCAAAGUGAAGAUACUGCUAAGCAGAGUGACACAAUAAUGGCUUUCACAGUGGUGACAAUUCUCUUCAUAAGUGGAUAUUAA